AUGGCUAGUGAAUAUGAAAUAAGUGAUUACAAAGUUUCUAAUCCAAACUCUCAUCUUAUCGUGAAUCCUAGUGUGUUUAUAGAUGAUGGUGUACCUAAUGGUUGUGAACUACAGGUGGUUCAAUUGAGAGAAACGAAUUUAAACUUAUCGACUAGUAGGGACGUAUGCUAUGAUAGACUUGUUGCAGAAAUUAAUAAUGGUACGGUACAGAAAAUUAUACCAAAAACAGUGAUUCUGAUGUGUAAUAAUACAGAGCUCAUGCCUGAAACAAAUUUAAAUAUACAGAACAUCCGAAAAUGUUGCCCGAGGGGCCAAGUUUAUGACACAGAGUAUCAUUUCUGUAGAGAUGAUGAUAAAGUUAGUAACGAGGAAUGGAUUUUAAACAAUUUAAAAAUGAAAAGUGCAGAUAUUACUGAAUUUGAAAAUGGACUGUCUUGUAAAUUGGAAGAAUACGCUGUAGAGCUCAAAGAGCAAUUUUUCAGCUUUACAUUAAACGGAGGUAGCCUGACUGUUCACAAGAAAAGUCAGGAGAGUGAAAAGCUAAUUCGCAAAGGAAAUUGGUGCGUAGAUCAGGAGUUUACCACUAAGCAGCUGGUAGCUCGAGUCUGCACUCUUGACUGUGGAGCGUUUGAUGCUUUUUGUAUGAGAAAGUGUUGCCCUGUAGGAGAAUACUACAAACCUUUUGUAUGCGGUCGACCAGCCAGCGUAUGUGUUCCGAAUACCGAUGACAGCAUCUUAUUCAAUAUAUCUUCCUACAUGGAACCUUUGAGAAAGGAAUUCGGUAUUGGUGAUACUAUGGGCAUUCGUUCGGAAGUGCAAUGCAAAUCAGGGAAGGUGGCAUUAAACUCAUCUCAAUCCGUCGACCGGCACAGCCUCACCAAAGACGGGUGGCUCCUGUCAUCGCUGUCAUUGACAAAUGACUACUGCUUGGAGGCGUUCGACACUCGUUCCUGCAACAACGAGGUGUCCAUCACAGCGGUGCUGUGUUUCAUAAAACCACCCGUCGUCAAAGAUUUCAGAAUAUCUUUUAUUCUUAUAUCUAUAUCGGCGGCGUGUUUGGCGGUGACUUUGGUGGUGUACUGCUCGAUACCGGAGCUGCGGAACUUGCACGGCCUCACGCUGAUCUGUCACGUCGGCACCAUGCUCCUCGCGUACUCUUGCCUAGCGCGAGUGCAGUACAGCCACGUUAAAGACGAGAGCUUUUGUGUUGCCUUGGGGUAUGGCAUCUACUUCGGGUUCGUGGCUGCCUUCACUUGGCUGAACGUCAUGUGCCUCGACAUCUGGUGGACAUUUGGAAAAGUGAACAGCUCAAUGAAGAACGGAUAUUCGAUGGUGCAUCUCAACAAUGAAUGCUCCGGAUUUUCCACCAAACAGAAGAAUGCACUCCGAGCCAACGAAAACCUGGAGUGGUCAUGCUAUGAAUGUAAAAGUAUAUCGUCUAGGCGCAUAUCCAUAAUCGUACUUGAUGACGAGGACGAAGAUGAUACAUUUGGGUCACCUAUAUCAACGGCCACCACUGUUCCUAUAGACGGAAAGAAACUCCUUAAAGAAAUAUCGACCAAGGUGGAAAGUGCUAUUCAACGACAACUUAAUCAAUUUGUCGAGUCACUUGUUCAGUUUUUAUAA
This is a messenger RNA of Chilo suppressalis (striped riceborer), 1626 nucleotides long. NCBI's taxonomy places the organism in Eukaryota, Metazoa, Arthropoda, Insecta, Lepidoptera, Crambidae. The record is from the annotation of a GenBank genome assembly.